This is a messenger RNA of Mercurialis annua (annual mercury), 1932 nucleotides long. RefSeq names its product cytochrome P450 84A1-like. Gene Ontology annotation, molecular function: iron ion binding; oxidoreductase activity, acting on paired donors, with incorporation or reduction of molecular oxygen; heme binding. The transcript has 2 exons. Gene Ontology annotation, biological process: lignin biosynthetic process. The record is from RefSeq and is a predicted model, not a curated record. Lineage: Eukaryota; Viridiplantae; Streptophyta; Magnoliopsida; Malpighiales; Euphorbiaceae. Bases 125 to 1642 code for a protein of 505 amino acids.
UCACAAUAUCUUCUUUCACUAGCAACAUUUCAAGUUGCAUACUGUAAAUUAAUUUUCUUUCUCUCUGUUAAUACACAAAAAAACUACCAAAAAAUAACACAAAAUCAAACCCAAAUUAAUCACCAUGGAUGCACUUCUCCAAGCUCUACUCUUUGUUGUCCCGUUACUAGUUUUACUAGGUUUAAUCUCCCGCCGGCGCCGGAGAUUACCAUAUCCACCGGGGCCAAAAGGGCUACCAAUUAUAGGCAACAUGAUGUUAAUGGAUCACUUAACACAUCGUGGUUUAGCUAAACUAGCUAAGCAGUACGGUGGUCUUUUUCACAUGAAGAUGGGGAAUGUUCAUAUGUUUGCAGUAUCAUCUCCUGAUAUAGCUCGUCAGGUUCUUCAAGUUCAAGAUAAUAUUUUCUCAAAUCGUCCUGCUACCGUAGCGAUCAGCUAUCUUACUUACGAUCGUGCUGAUAUGGCUUUCGCUCAUUACGGACCCUUUUGGCGACAGAUGCGUAAGCUUUGCGUAAUGAAGCUUUUUAGUCGUAAACGAGCCGAAUCAUGGGAGUCUGUAAGAGAUGAAGUUGAUUCCAUGGUUAAAUCAACUGCUGAUAAUAAAGGAAAAGCAGUUAAUGUUGGAGAGUUGAUUUUUACGUUAACGAUGAAUAUUAUUUAUCGAGCUGCUUUAGGUUCGAAAAUCGAAGGACAGGCCGAGUUUAUUCGGAUUUUGCAGGAGUUUUCCAAGCUUUUUGGUGCGUUUAAUAUUGCUGAUUUCAUUCCUUGGCUCGGUUGGAUUGAUCCACAUGGUCUUAGUAAUAGACUUGUUAAGGCUCGUAAUUCACUCGAUAGAUUUAUUGACAUCAUUAUUGAUGAACAUAUGAUCAAAAGAAAUCAAGAACAUGCAUGUGAUGAUGGUAAUAGUGAUAUGGUUGAUGAUUUGCUAGCUUUCUUUAGCGACGAGGCUAAAGUAAAUGAAUCCGAAGAUCUACAGAACUCCAUCAAACUCACUCGAGACAACAUCAAAGCGAUCAUCAUGGAUGUGAUGUUUGGUGGGACAGAGACAGUGGCAUCAGCAAUAGAGUGGGCCUUAACGGAGCUAAUGAGAGCUCCGGAGGAAAUGAAAAAAGUUCAGCAAGAACUCGCCGACGUAGUCGGACUCGAAAGACGGGUCGAAGAGAGCGAUUUGGAGAAGCUGACAUACCUAAAAUGCACCCUUAAAGAAACCCUCAGACUUCACCCUCCAAUCCCACUUCUCUUGCAUGAAACUUCCGAGGCUACUGAAGUCGCCGGAUAUUAUAUUCCGGCCAAGUCUCGGGUCAUGAUCAAUGCUUGGGCUAUAGGAAGAGAUCACAACUCAUGGGAAGAUGCUGAAACUUUUAGGCCUUCAAGGUUCUUGAAACCAGGAGUGGCUGAUUUUAAAGGGAGUAAUUUUGAGUUUAUUCCAUUCGGGUCGGGUCGGAGGUCUUGCCCCGGUAUGCAACUCGGACUCUAUGCACUUGAUUUGGCUGUUGCAAAUCUUCUUCAUUGUUUUACAUGGGAGUUGCCUGAUGGUAUGAAACCUAGUGAACUUGAUACGAGUGAUGUCUUCGGACUCACUGCUCCACGGGCGACCCGGCUCGUUGCUAUUCCGAACCCGCGUUUAUUAUGUCCUCUUUAAAAAAAAUUGAAAAAUAUUUUUUUUUAUGAAAUUGAAAAACAUAUUUAGACCAUGAUGAAGCGGUAAAUAGUGAAUUUGCAUGAAGUUAUUUUUUUCAAUGUGAAUAAUAAUAAUAAAAAUAAUAUAGUAUAUGAUGGGGAAAAAGGAAAAUAAUAAGUGAAGACAGGAAAAAAAACAUGGGAGAAAUUGGAUUUGAGGUUUAUGUGGUUCGUAUUCUUCUAUGUGAAUUUGAUAUCUUUGUGUAAAGUGGACAUUUUGUUUUUCUGAUUUACACUUUGUUUUGUUUUUUA